CGGAAUGUGCAGCAAAUUCAGGCCACAAGCUUUGCGUUUACCGCGCUGCUGGCGGAUGGAUCACUGGUUACUUGGGGAAAUCCAACAUGGGGUGGUGACAGCUCCGCAGUCCAAGAGCAACUUCAGUAUUUAUGAAGUGCCACAAGUCAGCGAAACUUGACUGGGAUGACUGGGAUGACUGCCAUGCGAGGAACCAGGAGUCGCGGGAGCGGCAUGAGAUCUGGGAAUGUUUAUCCCGGGCAACUUAUGAGGAUGGACCAGAGUCACUUCCAGACUCUUCCAGACUCCAGAUUUCUGAAUCUGAACAUUUCUGGCCACCUCCUUCAGAUGCACGAGCUCAAACUGGUCGCCCAGCCUCGCUGGAGGAUUUCUUUCAGGAACGCCAGGUCUUCUCCUGCCCAGGGAGCCGAAUUGACGAGGAUGCAGAUGUGCUGGCGCCCAGGCGCAUGCCCUAUAUGCCUGGUGAGCAGCUCACUCGCUCCGCGGCCUUGGCUUCCCAGGUGAAGGCUGACGAGGCGAAAGGCGACCUUCAGGUGGAACGGCACGUGGAAGUCAAGUCAGAGUGCAGCACGGUCGACACCAGCUCGGUACCAGUGCGUGGCGGUAAGGUCGAGCUUCCCGUGCUGCGCCUGGAAACGGCCUUGACCGUCUCGGUGCCGCUGGAAGAGCGAGAGAACUAUUCGAUGGGCUCUGAUGGCCAUGACCUUCGGCAGUGCAAGCCGUGCGCGUUCUUCCACACCAAGGGUUGUUCCAGUGGCAGAGAUUGCGAGUUCUGCCACUUGUGCCCAAAAGGUGAGAAACAAAGGCGCCAGAAGGAGAAGCGAGCCUUCUUCGGUGCCAUGAGGUCCUUGCAAAAGAUCGCGUCCGAGAGUUGGCCGUUUCGGGGGAGCAGCAGCACGCUGUCAGAGUGA
Molecule: messenger RNA, 911 nt
Organism: Cladocopium goreaui
Lineage: Eukaryota; Dinophyceae; Suessiales; Symbiodiniaceae
Source: the annotation of a GenBank genome assembly